Messenger RNA from Nerophis ophidion (straightnose pipefish), 2598 nucleotides. RefSeq names its product anosmin-1-like. Gene Ontology annotation, biological process: neuron differentiation. Gene Ontology annotation, cellular component: extracellular region; cell surface. Gene Ontology annotation, molecular function: peptidase inhibitor activity; protein binding. The transcript is spliced from 14 exons. The record is from RefSeq and is a predicted model, not a curated record. Bases 92 to 2116 code for a protein of 674 amino acids. NCBI's taxonomy places the organism in Eukaryota, Metazoa, Chordata, Actinopteri, Syngnathiformes, Syngnathidae.
CUGGCUGCUCUUCAGUACUGCGCGACACGCGGAGGGAUUUAAAGGACGGGCGGCCAGCAGCAAGCGGACCAGCGAGCGGAGGACCACCACCAUGUUUACCGGCGGGUUGAGGGCGUGCGCGGCCGUGUGCGCCUUGUGGAUUACGGUGCUGACGAGCACGCGGAGCGGCGUGUGCGCCAAGAGGCAGGAGGACUCCUUCUCCACCGCCAGUGUCUACCGGGCACGGUGCGCCUCUCGGUGCCUCAGCCUGCACAUCACCCGCAUCUCCGCCUUCUUCAAGCACUCGCAGAAUAAUGGAUCCUUGGUGUGGUGCCAGAAUCACAAGCAGUGCUCCAAGUGCCUGGAGCCCUGCAAGGAAUCCUGGGACCUGAAAGAAAACCAGUGCCAGGAUUUAUGCGAGCCCCUCUUUCCCAAGAAGCAUUACGAGUGUCUCACCAGCUGCGAGUUUCUUAAGUCGAUCGAAGGCGUCAAGCAGGGCGACUGUCCCGCUCCGGAGAAGGCGAGCGGCUUUGCGGCAGCCUGCGUGGAGAGCUGUGAGGAGGACGCAGAGUGUUCGGCCGUCAAAAAGUGCUGCUCCAACGGCUGCGGCCACACCUGCCAGCUGCCCAAGAACCUCUACAAAGGAGUCCCCCUGAAGCCCAGGAAAGAGCUGGUGUUUGCCGAGCUUCCCUCCGGCCAGUUGGAGAUCCGCUGGUCCUCCAAGUUCAACAUAUCGGUGGAGCCCGUUCUCUACGUGGUGCAGCGGCGCUGGAACUUUGGCAUCCACCCCAGCGAGGAUGACGCAACGGAGUGGCAGACAGUCGCACAGACUGCCGAAGAACGCGUCCAACUGGCGGACAUCAGAGCCAGCAGAUGGUACCAGUUCAGAGUGGCGGCCAUCAACGUGCACGGAACCCGCGGCUUCACCGCACCCAGCAAACACUUCCGCUCCACUAGAGAUCCGUCUGCCCCACCACGCCCGAGCAGUCUGCGUGUCACCAACGUGACGCAGGGGGAUGAAGGGCUGGUGACAGCUCGUCUCAAUUGGACCUUGCCAGAGGAGCCCGACAUCCCCAUUCAUCACUACAAAGUGUUCUGGAGCUGGACCGUGCCCACCAAGUCAAUGGUUUCAUCCAAGAAGAGAAGGAGAAAGACCACCAACGGGGCUCAGACUUGGGUGGACCUGGAGGCCUUGCAAGCGAACAGCAGCUACACGGUGGAGCUGCAGGCUGUGACGUACUGGGGACAGGUGCGACUGAAGAGUCCCAAGGCCCUGCUGCAAUUCAGCACCACCCAGAAUUCCGAAUCAGCCAAACUGGUGCACAAGUGGAAGAAAGAGGAGAUAUCCCCGACCUUGGCCAAAGCGAAACGGCCUUCCCGUCCUCUGGAGGUGGGCACGCCCUUCUACCUGGAUGGCCAGCUGCAAGUUCGUGUCUACUGGAAGAACCGUGGAGAGCCUGGAGUUAACCGCUACCACGUGCAAUGGAUGCCUGAGUACUGCCAUCACAACGAGACACGGGGACCGGAGAAAUCCUCGACCCAGGAGAACUACAUCAACCUCCCGGGCCUGUUGUUCUCCUGCAAGUACAAAGUCACGGUUCACAUGCACAAGACCAAGAGACGCUCCAAGGAGGAGAGCACCACCUUCCUCACCCCGUCCUGCGCUACCAUUCGGAGCAAGACCCACAAGCACAUCCCCUGCCCCGGGGAGGGAGCUGCGGGGCUUCCCAAAGUUCUGGCAAAGCCUGAAAAUUUGACAGCCACGUUUUCCAUCAGUGGGGUAAAUAUCACCGGCAACUUCCUGUGGCGCGUUUCCCGAGUGGCGCCCCAUCAGCGGAUUACAGGCUUUCAAGUCACCUGGGCUGAGAUCACCUCUGAGAGUCGGCAGAACAGCCUGCCCAACAGCAUCAUCUCCCAGUCCCAGAUCCUGCCUCCGGAUCAUAAUUUGCUGGUCGUGUCCAACCUGCGGCCAUCGACUUACUACAGACUGGAGGUACAAGUGAUAACGACUGGAGGCGAGGGUCCCGCAACUGUCAAGACCUUCCAGACUCCCAACAUAUCACCAGUCAGUCAGCAUCGGCCCAGACUCCGACAGCACCCGUCCCAUCACCAGAAACCAUCAGUCGAGAGACACUGAGUGGCAACGUGAUGCAAAGUCAGUCAGUUGCUCCUUCCUUCCCACGUGUCAAAGACUAUCGGGUGAAGAGCGUGGAACCGUGAACAGUCCCAGAACCGACCCCAUCCAGGUCCUUUCAAAAUAAAACAAAAAAAAAGAAAAGAAAAGAAAACGAUCCUCUUCCUUUAGGGAGCCGUAAACACAUCGGCUACUUCUCCCGUACCGCUCUGUGUACAGUUGAUCUUUUUUUGUUGUUAUUGUUGUAUUCCUCCAACACAAAAGUCUACUGUGAUGCAUUUGUCUGCAGGCCUACGUUAGUUAGACCGCUCCAAAUUUGUAAAACAGUGUAGGUUGAGAUGAUCAACGAAGGAGCAACAUGCACCGUAAGUCACUGAAGAGAAGGAGUCAGUCCGUAAAAAAAAACAUUCUUGGAGGAAGGUUAACAUCACUUUGGAGAGGCGGAGCCAAUGGUCCAACGGAGCGGCAGGGCAUGCUAGAGCCCG